CUUACAGUAUUGAUGCAACAUCAAAAGGCUAAGCAUUUCAAAUGCAAUAUGUGCCCACGAAGACUCAAUACCGCGGGAGGAUUGGCGGUGCACAUUCAGCAGGUACACAAACUGGAGCCCGAAAACCUACCUCGAAUUGAGAACGCCAUGCCGGGAAGAGAUGGCUAUGAGGUGGAGAUAUUUGGGAUGGAGGGCAUACCUGCGCCCGAUGUGGCUGAUUACAAGCGGCGAAAAGAGAUUGAACUUGGACUGGCGGCUGGCUCCAUCUCCCAACCUCCAGCCAAGAGACCCAAGACAGAGAAUCGUCCGAUGUCAGAGGAAGAGCUGAAAGCCGCUCUAGAGGCUCACAAAGCGUUAAUGGGCGCUGGAUCCAAUGAGCCGGCACUAGCCCCAGCGGAUUCUAGUUCAGGUGGUGUCUACGGCGCGCCGCCUCAGGCAUAUGCCGCCGCUCCUACGGUUGCCCCUCCCGUGCCACCUGUUGGAAUGCCUCCCGGUGCCCCUCCAUUCCUGCCACCUGGUGUUCCCGGCAUGAUGCCAGGUCAACCGCCAUUUCCACCGCCGUUCCCAAUGCCCGGCUUCCCUCCUGGGUGA
This is a messenger RNA of Desarmillaria tabescens, 591 nucleotides long. RefSeq lists its product as uncharacterized. The transcript has 2 exons. NCBI's taxonomy places the organism in Eukaryota, Fungi, Basidiomycota, Agaricomycetes, Agaricales, Physalacriaceae. The annotation marks the transcript as partial. The record is from RefSeq and is a predicted model, not a curated record. Gene Ontology annotation, cellular component: nucleus.